Molecule: messenger RNA, 1842 nt
Organism: Erythranthe guttata (spotted monkey flower)
Lineage: Eukaryota; Viridiplantae; Streptophyta; Magnoliopsida; Lamiales; Phrymaceae
Product: alanine--glyoxylate aminotransferase 2 homolog 3, mitochondrial
Cellular component (GO): mitochondrion
Molecular function (GO): transaminase activity; pyridoxal phosphate binding
Source: RefSeq, a predicted model, not a curated record
UCUCUCUCUCUCUCCUGAUAUAUCCUUGUCUAUAUAAACACUUGUGUAGACAUAUAUACUAUAUACAUACAUUUAUUUACGUGCAUAGUUCUUUACAAUAAUACCGAGGAAUUAAGAUGAAAAGUGUUUUGAUGAGAAGGGCAUUAUCGGAAUCCAGACAUUUUCGGAGCUGCGGGCGAUCGUAUUCCCGGAGCGCCGAUGCAUGCGCCGCUGCCGCAGACGACUCCGCCAACACACUCCCUAAAAUGCCAGCGUUCCGCUACACCCCUCCGCCGUACACCGGUCCCUCCGCCGCUGAUAUAUCGGCCAAGCGCAAAGAAUUCCUCAGCCCUUCUAUGUUUCACUUCUACAACAAACCCGUAAACGUGGUUCAUGGGAAGAUGCAGUAUUUGUUCGACGAAAACGGAAGACGAUACCUAGAUGCUUUCGGGGGUAUAGCCACCGUGUGCUGUGGCCAUUGCCACCCGGAUGUAGUCAAAGCCAUAGUCAAACAGACACAAAAUCUACAACACUCUACUAUUCUUUAUCUCAAUCAUGCAAUCACUGAUUUCGCCGAGGCUUUAGCUUCUAAACUACCCGGUGAUCUUAAGGUUGUAUUCUUUACGAAUUCCGGAACAGAGGCGAACGAGUUAGCAAUGAUGAUGGCUCGUUUAUAUACGGGAUCUCAUGAUAUUAUAUCCCUUAGAAAUGCUUAUCAUGGAAAUGCAGCCGCUACUAUGGGGGCAACUGCACAAUCUAAUUGGAAAUACAAUGUCAUUCAGAGUGGUGUUCAUCAUGCCAUAAAUCCGGACCCGUAUAGGGGUCUGUUUGGUUCGGACGGUGAAAAGUACGCUCACGAUGUCGAAGAUUUAAUUCAAUUCGGAACUUCUGGUCAUGUUGCUGCUUUUAUAUCUGAAGCAAUACAGGGUGUUGGUGGAAUAGUUGAGCUAGCUCCGGGUUAUUUGCCAGCUGUAUAUAGCAGCAUCAGAAAGGCAGGAGGCCUUUGUAUAGCGGACGAGGUUCAAUCUGGAUUCGCUCGAACCGGGUCCCACUUUUGGGGGUUCGAAACUCAACAUGUUGUCCCUGAUAUUGUUACAAUGGCAAAGGGGAUUGGAAACGGGAUUCCACUCGGUGCAGUAGUGACUACACCGAAAGUUGCCGAGGUUUUGACUCGAAGAAGCUACUUCAAUACUUUUGGAGGAAAUCCCGUUUGUACUGCAGCUGGACUUGCUGUGCUUCAAGUUAUCGAGAGAGAGAAUCUUCAAGAAAACGCUAAUAUAGUCGGUUCUUAUCUCAAACAACGCCUCAUUUCUCUCAAAGACAAGCAUGAAAUUAUCGGUGAUGUGAGAGGACGAGGAUUAAUGCUCGGCGUGGAACUAGUCACCGAUCGCCAGCUCAAAACUCCUGCAAAGGCUGAAAUUCUUCAAGUCAUGGAGCAAAUGAAAGAUAUGGGAGUACUGAUUGGGAAAGGAGGAUUCUAUGGAAAUGUUUUCAGAAUCACGCCUCCACUCUGCUUCAAUCGAGAGGAUGCCGAUUAUCUGGUGGAUGUGAUGGAUUAUGCAAUGUCCAAAUUAUGAAGUUGCCAUCACAGCAUUUCUUUGAAGAUCACUUAGCAUUAUUACAUCUUCAAAUGUUCAUAUAACUGUGGAACAAAUAUAUAUGUGUCAAGUUCCAUCUUAUAUAAAUAUAUAUAUGUAUGUAUGUAUGUAUCUUAAUUCUUAGCUACAAAUCUUGAAAUUAUUGUGAAAUGUAUAGCCCCUAUUUCAAUGUACUGAUCUUUACAUUCAAGAAAACAACCUUUUUCGAGUCUUUUUAAAUGGACUAUAAUGCCCCUACAAGACCUGUAAAAUUUUCAAGUUCAUC